Boeremia exigua is the source of this 1557-nucleotide messenger RNA. RefSeq names its product amino acid/polyamine transporter I. The transcript has 4 exons. The record is from RefSeq and is a predicted model, not a curated record. Bases 1 to 1557 code for a protein of 518 amino acids. Gene Ontology annotation, cellular component: membrane. Gene Ontology annotation, molecular function: L-amino acid transmembrane transporter activity. NCBI's taxonomy places the organism in Eukaryota, Fungi, Ascomycota, Dothideomycetes, Pleosporales, Didymellaceae. Gene Ontology annotation, biological process: amino acid transmembrane transport.
AUGGCUUCAUCAGAAACAACCCCGCUGCUUCAGCAGACAGACACAAAUAAUACCCCUCAGGAUGAAAACGAGGCCGCAGAACCCCGUGGGACCUUCGCCCGCAACCUCAGCGCCCUGGAUGGUUUCGCCCUACUAAUCAGCAUUGUAAUCGGCUCGGGUGUCUUCUCCUCACCCGGCCCCAUUGACGCCAAUGUGCCCUCCCCAGGUGCCGGACUUCUCAUAUGGCUACUCGGCGGAAUUCUAGCCUGGACAGGUGCGCUCAGCAUGGCUGAGCUGGGCACCGCGAUCCCUGGCGAAGGCGGCAUCCAGCCCUACCUGACGCACAUCUUCGGCGAAUUCUGGGGCUACAUGGCGGCAUGGAGCUGGGUUGUUGCGACUAUGCCGGCGACGCUGGCGAUUUUGUGCAUUGUAUUUGUUGAGAGCGUGUACUCGAGUCUCGGGGUGAACAAUCCUGCACCGCCGAUGACGCAUAAGUUGUUGAGUGUGCUGGUGUUGGCGAUUGUCACGGGGCUGAACUCUAUCAGUACGAAGACAAGUACGAGGCUAUCCGGCUUUUUCGUCGCGAUUAAGUUCUUGACAAUCUUCCUACUUAUUGUUGCGGGUUUGGUUGUCGUUAUCAAGUACAGUCUGACGGGUAACGAUGUGGGUGGCGUUGAUUGGAGAAGGGAACAUUGGUUUGCGCCCAGGCGAGACACACCGUAUCCUGAUGGCACACCUGGCCAUUUUGAUUGGAGUAAGGUGUCGACCUGGGAGUCGCUCGGUUUCUACAGUGCAGCUUUGUAUGGAGCGCUAUGGGCGUACUCUGGAUGGGACAAGGCGAACUAUGUUGCUGCUGAACUGCGUAAUCCCAGCAAGCAGUUGCCGUUGUCCAUCAACACAGCCAUUCCCACUAUUAUCUUGUGCUACGUGUCUGCGAACGCGGUGUACUAUAUCCUAUUGCCCUGGAAGCUAGUAUCCACCACGGAUGCUGCUGCAGUGACCGCAGUCAAGCAUCUCCUAGGCACGGGAGGGGCCUAUACCGCUACAGUUCUCAUCUGUCUUGUCAUUGCAGGCUCAGCACUAGGAAAUUCCUUUGUCGUAGGCCGCAUGACCGUAGCAGCAGCGAAUAAGACCUGGUUCCCAUCCGUGUUUGGUACUCUUGGUCAAAUUGGCACGUACAAAGUCACCAAGAGCGUCGAAGCAGAGGAUAGCGCCGAAGAAGCCAUGGACAAGGGAGAGUCACCGAUCAACGCUCUCGUCCUCAAUUUCCUCAUCUCCUCAGUUUACAUUCUCCUCGGCAACAUGCGGAUUCUGCUCACUCUCAAUGGACUCGCUGAGUACGCGUUCUUCUUCCUCACCGUCUUGGGCGCUAUCAUUCUUCGCUUCCGCGAGCCGGAGCUGGACAGGCCUGUGAAACCGUUCAUUCUAAUCCCAAUCUUGUUCGCUCUGAUUAGCGGCUUCGUUGUCAUCAGAGGUGCGGUGUUUGCGCCUGUGCAAGCGGCGAUUUUGAUUGGCAUCUGGAUCCUUGGUGCGGUAUUCUACUUUGUGAGGCGAAGGGUGCUCAACCAAGCGAGCUAA